AUGGAAGCAACACGAGACGGAGGUGGGGUUAUCUACAUAAAGUGGCUUGAUGAAACAAGUUCCAGCAUCAGCAUACCAACAGGAAAAUACUCCACCAACUAUAACGCAGAGACAGAAGCUCUCCAAGAGGCAACCAAGAUGCUCGGAAACAGUGAGGCUACACACAAGGCGAAAGUGGUACUUUUGACUGUCGCAAAAUUAUCAGUCCCACAAUUCCUGGAGAACAGCAAGAGUACUGAACUCAAUGCCCUAACAAGAACUAUCAAGGCACUAAACUCUACAGCCUGCAGUUGUCUUGAAUGGAUUCCUGGACACGUCGACAUAUUUGGAAACGAAUGUGCCGACGAACUGGAGAAGAAAGGAGGACAAAUGGAACAAACCCAUCACAGCCCCGACUACCAGGAGGCUAAAACACUCAUUAAGUCAGCAAUCCAUGCCCAAUGGAACGAGGCGCACUCACAGCGCGGAGGAGGGGACCUAAUCUACCAGCUUCCAAGAGCCAACCAAGUGAUAAUCUUCAGACUCAGAACAAGACAUAACUAG
Molecule: messenger RNA, 543 nt
Organism: Aplysia californica (California sea hare)
Lineage: Eukaryota; Metazoa; Mollusca; Gastropoda; Aplysiida; Aplysiidae
Exons: 1
Coding region: 1-543 (180 amino acids)
Molecular function (GO): nucleic acid binding
Source: RefSeq, a predicted model, not a curated record